Saccostrea cuccullata (small rock oyster) is the source of this 5213-nucleotide messenger RNA. RefSeq lists its product as uncharacterized. Gene Ontology annotation, biological process: regulation of transcription by RNA polymerase II. Lineage: Eukaryota; Metazoa; Mollusca; Bivalvia; Ostreida; Ostreidae. Gene Ontology annotation, molecular function: RNA polymerase II cis-regulatory region sequence-specific DNA binding; DNA-binding transcription factor activity, RNA polymerase II-specific. The transcript is spliced from 9 exons. The coding region runs from base 136 to 5139 and encodes 1667 amino acids. The record is from RefSeq and is a predicted model, not a curated record.
UUAUCCAAUGAGAGGUCACCGUAUUCGAAGUCCGUGAAAAUUCUGGUUGCGUUUAGGUUAUGACGCCCCGGAUGAAGUAAAGCAAUUUUAUAAUUUGUCUAAACUUCUUGAAAAGUUUGUUCUAGCUUUUCCAAUAUGCCAAUAUUGAGGGGCUCACCAAGAACUGUAUCAGUAGUGAAAGAGAAAGAACCUAAACAGUCCUCAGAAACCAAAAGAGAAACUAGGUCUUCUAAAUCGCCAGCUGCAUGUGCAUCUUCAAGGUUGAAGGAUUUCAAAACUUCCACCAAGCUGAGCCGAGCUGAAAUAAGAUCAUCAGCUGCAGCCAGAUUGUCUCAAAGAAAUCAGAAAAAGGCAGAAAAAGAAGGGAAAUCCUCAGACGUAGAGCAUGGAGGAGAGAGAGACAGUAAAACUAAAAACCCCUUAUCCAUUAAGCAGGGUAGUAGCAGUUCCACAAAAUCAAGUGGUACCCCGUGCUCAGAUUCCCAGGUGGAGACACACUUAGAUGAAUCAUGUGAGAAGAACUCGUCUUUAAAAGAAGAUCAUGAAAAUUGUAAGAAGAAAAGGCAGAAAUUCUCACAAGAACACGGCAGUGGAAAGUCCGAUGAGGAGCGAAUUGAAGAUAAAGGUGAAGGUCACAGGAAAAGGAAGCAGAGCCUGGAGAAGGUCAAAUCAGAGAAUGAUAAGUACAGGCCUACGAAGAAGAGAAAGAAACUCACCAUCUUUGAGUACGUUGUGGAGGAAGUCCCUUCAAACACACAAAAAGAAAGUGAAAGUGAGGCAGCCGAUGAGGAGACAGGGGGAAGAAGACGAAGUAAGAGGGCAUCAAUACCCAACACAAUGUACUACAAAAACUUCAUCGACCCAUCCCAGAAGAUUCCUAAAUUGUCUAAUUUGGAGGAGAGCAUCAUAGGUUCCAACAAAUCCGGCAACAAGGACAAAGAACAAGCUGAAACAAGAGCAAAGAAAUCCGCUGCGAGGCCUCAGAAGGGGGGGAAAUUCGAGGCCAAUCGUACUGAAAAGUUAGAGGUGAUUAAAUGGGAGAUGGACGAGUCUGGCUUAGUGUUAAAUAGAACAGUACACACAGAGAACUCAGCUGAGGAGAGAGAAAGUGAAGAGGAGUCUACCGACACAACGGAUCAAACCGACGCAGGGCAAACCACACACUCUAAAGCUUUAGCUGGAAAAGAGGACGAUGGCUCAAAGAAUCGAGAUCGUGAGACGGUAGAACUGGGCCCAACAGAACAGACAGUUUCUGAUAAUCGGUCUUAUAGUGUGGUGGAUAGCAGUUAUUUCAUGGCAAAAAGCUCUGUUGUUAGAUCACAAAUAUUAUUCCCAAAAGCUGACUUGAUUCCACAGGAAAACUGUGCAGAAAGUAAAACAGAAAAAUCAUCAGAGAAACAAGUGAAAGAAAAUCUUGGUAAAGGAACAAGCAGAAGUGAGAAACGCACAGAUUUAGACAUAACAGAAAUGUCAGUUGUGUACGUGGACAGAAAUGGAAACAUAGGGACAAAUGACAGCACACAACUCGGUAGCCGUAAUCAUGAGGCUGAUAAUUGUGAAAUUUCAACUGAAGCUAUAAUCGAGGGUUCCUCGGACACUUGUAUAGAAAUACAGGGAGUAACAGAAGAGGUAAACAUCAGUGACAUUUCAGGGGGCGAUCAGACCUCAGAGGAUGUUUAUACAAUAGGGAGGGGAGCUCUCUCAAGAGAAAGACCAGGACGGAUCUGUAGGCAGGAAACGGAGGAAAUGGAAGAGGCUGAAAACCAAAUGACAGGGAUCGAAACCCAGAAAGAAAAAAAUGCAGGUACUCCAAACGUUCUCCAGAACUCAGAAGAAGGCACAAAAAAGUCCCAAGGAACAGUGACAGUACAGAUCAUAAACUCCAAAGCUAAGAAAGUGCAGAUGUUUGAUAUGUCAGUCCAGGCAGAUGAUCUCAGCGAGAAUGAAGAGGAACCAGAGUCUAGUCAGCAGUCAGAUGAGUCAUCGACUGAGAUACAAAAGAGUUCCACCGUCAUCUCAAUGCCAGAUGGAAGGUCAGUCACUGUCGCGUCCGCUGACAAACCACCCUUCACCUUCCGAACAGUCUCCAAAACAGACAUAUCCAAACAGGCUUCAUCCACUGGUGCUUCGGAUGUCAAGAGAAUCACAUUGCCUUCAGGGGCCACUGGUCUGAAAAUUCUGAAAGGCAUGCCCCAGGGAGCCCUGGUGAAGUUUAAACCAGCGGUUAUCUCCCUUGAUGGGGAGGUGAUUUCAGAGGAUGUGUCAUUAGACGAUGUCCAGAAAACUCAGGAGGCCUGGAAUGCCGUGUACAAGUCCAGCCAAGUAGAUAACCAGGAGAUCAUUCUUGUCUCUCUCCCCGAGGGGCAGGAAUUGAAGGAGAAACUUCCCUUCAAACAAAAGAAACCAGAUGAAGUUGCAUAUGAGAUGAAUGAGGAAGGGGAAUUUGUUUGUGGAGUGUGUAACUACAAAACCAGCCGAAAAAGUAAUUGGUAUAAACACCGCAAAAAGCAUAUGGGCCGUAAGACCCAUAAAUGUGAGUUGUGUGACUAUGUGGCUGCUACGAGUAGUAACUUAAAGCGUCAUCAGAAUAUUCAUCUGGACGUCAGAGAACACCAGUGUAAUCAGUGUGGCCAGACAUUCCGACAGAAAAUCCAUCUGGAGCGACACAUUAAAUACAAACACGAGGAAAAGGCAGUAAAAUGUCCCCUGUGUGACUAUGUGUGUGCCAAUGAGAAUCCCGACCUGAAAGUUCACAUCAAGAGACGUCACAUUCCAGUAGAAGACGACGAGGCUAAGGAGGCCAAGAGCUACACAUGUGCCGAGUGUGGACUUAUGACCUACAGCAAGAGAGACAUGAGGCAGCACAUGAAGUUCCACAAGUCAGGCCCCGAGCUCAAGCUGUUCUGUGAGCAGUGUAGUUUUGUGACGGACUGCGAGAGUCGACUGAGGAGACACGUUCUGAUUCACUCCAAUGAACGUCCCUAUCAGUGCGGACUUUGUGAUUAUCGCGGCUCCCAGAAGGAACAUGUGUUGCGUCACAUGAAGACCCAGCACCACAUAGCCGUGGAGAGGAGGUCCUCAAGGAAAGGCCCCGAUAUGGAGGAUUCCGAUUCCAAAGACAGCUCCUCUGUUGAUAAACAGCAAGAUAAAUCUGACUACAGCAGUCAGGAGAAGAUAUUUGCCUGUAAUCAUUGCUCCAUGAAGUUUUCUAAAUUAAUCAAUCUUUACAAACACUUGCAUGGGCAGCAUAAGGAUGUCCUUCCACAGGAUUCAGAAGAGUUUCUGUGUGUUGUAUGUGACUUCCGAACCUCCAGCAAGAAAAAUCUCCUUGUUCACAUGCGUAAACACAACCUUAUCGACCAAGUGCCUCCUUCUCACGUGUACUCCUGUGUUCUCUGUCGAUACAUGAACCCGCGGCGACGCAAUCUCUUCCAACACAUGAAAAAGAAGCACAAUAUUGAAAUCGUCAUCCGUGAUGAUGGGUCCACAAGUUGUUUUGUGACCGAGAGCCUUCCAGCAAGCGAGGAUUCUGUAAGUAAUAUGUUAACAGUGGGAGACAUUGUCACCGCGGAAACGGAAGAAUCGUCAGAAUUACAAAUAGUAACCGACAACUCUAAUUCAACACAGAGUGUAAUCAGCAUAGAGGACCUGGCGUAUGCUGUGUCCCACCCUAAACCAAACACUCGAUUACUCAAAGAAGGUACAAUGAAACCAAGAAUUGCUACAGUGGUGAAAGAGCACGAGGCAGCAGAGGCCAUUGAGGGACUUCAGGCACUGGCGGGCCAGCGAGGAAUAGCUCACUUUACACUGGACCCUCACAAGUCAGACAGCAUGGAGACAGAGGUUAUCACAAUGGAGAACCCAGGAGAGAUUAUGGAAGAUAGAGAUGCAGAAAAAGAACCAGGUUAUCAACUGAGUCAUGACCAGCUGAUGAAUCUGUCGACAGGAGACUUUGUAGAAAUCAAUGGAGAAAUGUAUAAAGUGGAGAUCAGCUCAGAAGAAAACCCGAGCUCUAGUCAAAUAGAUAGCGUCCAGGCAGGUAUAACACAGGCAGAUGUUGGUUUAUCUGAGGUGGCUAAUGGCACAAGUCAUGUAACGAUGUCUGAUGUCGGUAAUGGCCAUUUAGAAGUUUCCCUUGUGAAAGAAACUCCUUCAACAGAACACCAAAUACUCAAUCCCCAAAGCAAUUCUUCAGGAGCAACUGUAGCAGUUACUCAGCCUAGUGAUAUCCAAAUGGAAGUUACCCAGUUACAUAAAUCAGAGGGUGAACUUAAGGAUCCAAAUCGGGUAGAAUUUCCAGAAACUAAAGCUGAAUCUAUGGAACGUACAGCAGAAAUUCCAAUCACGGAGACUUGCAUACAACCAGAAACCAGUGAAGGAGACUUGACAGACAGGGACCAGGGCAUGACAACAAUUGAGGAAGUGUUCAUGCAUGUCGAGUCGGGCAAUAUAAUAGGCUCAGGACACGCUCCAUCGAGUCAGUCUAUGUCAUCGGAGAGAAUCAUCACUUCAGAGAUUCUGGGGAUUCAACAAAGCGAUCCCAUUGAUGCACCCCAAGGAACCUUCAGCUCCAUUGAUCAGGAGGGAGUCAAUAAUGCAGAGAGUAAUAAAGUAGACGAUGCUGCAGCUGACCAGAUCACGGAGAGUUCUGUCAUAGCGGAGUUCUCAAGCACUCUUUCUGAACUUCCUGGUGAAAACAACAGUAGUCAAAUCACAGAAUCAGUCUUAGCUGAAAAUACACACACAGAAAACUCACAAGACGCUAUAGCCGAGUUCUCAAGCACUCUCUCUGAAGGUCCUGGUGAAAACAGCAGUAGUCAAAUUACAGAAUCAGUCUUAGCUGAAAAUACACACCCAGAAAACUCACAAGAGGUCAUAGCCGAGUUCUCAAGCAAUCUCUCUGAAGGUCCUGGUGAAAACAGCAGUCAAAUUACUGAAUCAGUCUUUGCUGAAAAUACACACCCAGAAAACUCACAAGAAACCAUAGCCGAGUUCUCAAGCACUCUCUCUGAAGGUCCUGGUGAAAACAGCAGUAGCCAAAUUACAGAAUCAGUGUUUGCUGAAAAUGCGCACCCAGAAAAUUCACAACAGAUGUCCAUGGAGAUAGGGAACCCUGAAGCAUUGGAAUCAUCCAGCUGAUCAAAGGACUGCUUCUGACUGAGCUGGAAAAACUAAUGUGUAAAUGCUUUAUAUUAUGUAUUUCUUCACCAUUU